Molecule: messenger RNA, 1359 nt
Organism: Panicum virgatum (switchgrass)
Lineage: Eukaryota; Viridiplantae; Streptophyta; Magnoliopsida; Poales; Poaceae
Product: NDR1/HIN1-like protein 13
Exons: 1
Coding region: 161-1027 (288 amino acids)
Cellular component (GO): plasma membrane
Source: RefSeq, a predicted model, not a curated record
UCUUCCUCCCACGCGCAAGCUUUUCGACGCGGCGGGCUUUGUCGCCCUCAUCCAGCAUACAUAAGCAGCUAGCCGCAGCCAACGUUCACUACAGAUCGAGCCUUGCUUCAUCCUCAGCUCGCAACAACCCUGCAGCAAGCUUCACCAUCACCCUGCCUCCAUGGCCGACCGCGUCCACCCCGUGCCGGCGCCUCCGUCUCGACGACGACCCGAUCAACCACCCGCCGACGCUGCCGCCUCUGGUGCCGCCGGCGAGCCGCCCACGGAGACCACGCCGCUGCACCCGUCCUUCAACCGCCCGCUCUCGCCGCCGCCCGGCACCUACAUCGUCCACGUGCCCAAGGACCAGGUCCUCCGCGUCCCGCCCCCGGACCGCGCGCGCCGCUACAGGAAGCUCGCCGCGCGCCCCGCCCGGCGCCGCCUCCUCCGCCGCGCCUGCUGCUGCUCCUGCGCCGCGCUCCUCCUCCUGCUCCUCCUCGCCGCGGCCCUCGCCGGCGCGGUCUACCUCCUCUUCCGCCCGCGCGCGCCGGCCUUCUCCGUCGCCUCCCUCUCCAUCCGCGGCCUCGACGCCGCCGCCCUCUCCUCCUCCACGUCCUCGUCCGGCCUCUCCCCCGAGGUCGACGCCGCCGUGCGCGCGGACAACGGCGCGAACCGGAAGGUCGGCGUCGAGUACCGCGGCGGCGGGAGCGUCGCGGUCUCCUACGCCGGGCAGCGGCUCGCCGCGGGGCCGUGGCCCGCGUUCCGGCAGCCGCCGCGGAACGCGACGGUGCUCGCGGUGGCGAUGCGGGGGCAGGGCGUGCGGCUGACGGAGGAGCAGGCGAGGCGGCUCGCCGCGGACCGGGCCGCGGGCGCCGUGCCGCUGGAGAUGGAGGCGCGGGUGCCCGUGCGGCUGCGCUUCGGGAAGGUGCUGCGGACGUGGACGGUGGACGUGAAGGCGCGGUGCGACGUGGCCGUGGACAGGCUGGAGGGGGAGGUGGCGGCGGUGAGCAGGGGGUGCAGGGUCAGGCCGCUCUGGUGGUGGUGGUGAUCGCCGCCGGCGCCGGCGCCGCUCGUGUCCAUAUGCAUGGAGCAUGGUUAAUGCCGCCUAAUUAAUCAAUAUAAACGGCUAGUGAUUAAUUACUACUAUUGGACACAGAGAUUACUAGCACUAGCAGGUUGCCUGUGGAGUUCAAAACAAAAUUCUAGAGAAUUUUUUUGGGGGUAUAUGGAUGUACAAUAUUUGGAGAUGAUGUGAAGGAAGGCUGCCGUCAGAAUUCAGAACAUAUACAGAAUGCUCUAUAUGGGUUGCAUCACAUGUAAAUGGUGAAACUAUAGAUAACUUUUGUGUUACUGUUCGGAAGAAAAGUAAAUUAUUGGAUC